GCCUCAAGCCCAGUCACCAUGGCCAGAUGGUGAAACCUGAGCUCCAGGGGGGGAACUUCACCCUCCACAGGGGCCUGAUGGGCAGCACAGCUGGCCAAUCCUGGGGCUCAGAAGGUAGGCCUGCUGACUGACCACUAGGUAAGGGAACCCUAGGCAGCUGGUUCUAAAGAAGCCCCAGUUCAGUAGCCAGACAAGAGCGGUGAGGGUCAGACACAGCCACCCAUCGGACGAUCCACUUGCAGCCUCCCUGAGUCCCAGGCAAUAGAAGACAAGUGGCUCUACCCUUGGCCAAGGGUAGGUGUGGCACUGGUGUCUGCUGCGGCCGUGCCCUCAUUGGCCCGCAUGCAAUCAGACUCAACAGACAAGCAACUGCGAUCCAAGGCUCCCACCCCGGGGCUGUCCACCAGCAGCAUGAGGCGCCCUAACGUGCAGCUUUGGCUGGUGCUGCUGUGGGCACUGAUGUGGGCACAGGGGGCCGGGUCUGUGUGUCCCUCCUGUGGGGGCCCAGCUCUGGAAGAACGAGCUCUGCUCUUGGAGAUAGCUAAGCAGCAAAUCCUGGAGGGGCUGCACCUGACCAGCCGUCCCAGAAUAACUCAUCCUCCACCCCAGGCAGCACUGACCAGAGCCCUGCGGAGACUACAGCCAGGGGGCAUGGCUCCGGGGAAUGGGCAGGAGGUCAUCAGCUUUGCUACCAUCACAGGCUCCUCCACCUCAACCUGCAGUUCCAUGCUCACCUUCCACCUGUCCGUUCCUCAGUCCUACCACCUACACCAUGCCCGCCUCUGGCUGCACGUGCCUGCUACACUGCCGGGCGCUCUUUACAUGAGGAUCUUCCAAUGGGGCCCAAGGAGGAGGCACGGCAGAUCCCACACCCUCCUAGCUGAGCACCAAAUGACAACCCCGGGCUGGCAUGCCCUGACUCUGCCCUCUAGUGGCCUGAAGGCUGAGGAGUCUGGUGUCCUGAAGCUCCAGCUGGACUGCAGGCUUCUAGACGGCAACAGCACAGCUGCUGGACAACCAAGGCAGCUCCUGGACACAGCAGCACACCAGCGGCCCUUCCUGGAACUUAAGAUCCGGGCCAAUGGGCCGGGAACAGGCCGGACCAAGAGGAGGACCCCCACCUGUGAGCCUGAGACGCCCCUAUGUUGUAGGCGAGACCGUUAUGUCGACUUCCAGGAACUGGGAUGGCGGGACUGGAUCCUGCAGCCUGAGGGCUAUCAGCUGAAUUACUGCAGUGGGCAGUGCCCCCCACACCUGGCUGGCAGCCCAGGUAUUGCUGCUUCCUUCCACUCUGCUGUCUUCAACCUCCUCAAAGCCAACAAUCCUUGGCCUGCAGGUACUUCCUGCUGUGUCCCUACUGCCCGAAGACCUCUCUCUCUCCUCUACCUUGACCAAAAUGGCAAUGUGGUCAAGACGGAUGUGCCAGAUAUGGUGGUGGAGGCCUGCGGCUGCAGCUAGCAGGAGGACCUGGGCAGAUGGAGUGAAGAGUUCAAGUUGGGGGCCCCAAGAUGAAGGGCAUCUAUGGCUGGAGGCACAGAUUCCUGAUUUACACCCCACCCGACAGGCCACCUGGCAAUAUGACUGGGACCCAUGCAGGCACUUUCUUGUCCCAGGUUCUGGUCUAUUCCAGGCUGGUUCAUGUGUGCAGGAGGUGGGUAAGGUGUUUCCUGUAAAGGGGUCUGUGCAGAAAGCAUGAUUCCCGACCCUCCGCUCUGUAAAGAUGACAGGGGCUAGGGAGGGAGGAGGGAGGGAAGGAGAAGACAGAGAAAAUGCACUUGGUCUUUCUCAAGAAGAGAAAGUCCUCUAGCGAGGGAGAGAGGAAGCCACAGAGGACCCGGCAGGAUUGGGCAUCGCAGACAGGCUGCUCCAGGCUGGGGAGGUCGGACGGCUUUCAGGAGGGUCCAAAGGGAGAUGGGCAAGUCUUGAGGGAGGGUGUUGAGGACAGCCUCAGAAAUGGGAGUCAGGAAAGAGGGGUGCUGAGCCUCAGAAAUUCUCUGGUUUUCCCUGGGGGACAGGAUGUGCUGGGGAGACAAACAUUUAUACUUUCCUAAUAAAACUGAGAGAGAAAAUCAA
Tupaia belangeri chinensis (Chinese tree shrew) is the source of this 2073-nucleotide messenger RNA. It is a transcript of the gene INHBE, whose product is annotated as inhibin subunit beta E. Bases 343 to 1458 code for a protein of 371 amino acids. Gene Ontology annotation, molecular function: cytokine activity; hormone activity; growth factor activity. Gene Ontology annotation, cellular component: extracellular region. The transcript is spliced from 2 exons. Lineage: Eukaryota; Metazoa; Chordata; Mammalia; Scandentia; Tupaiidae. The record is from RefSeq and is a predicted model, not a curated record.